AACCUCUUUCUCUCUCUGAGCCCAUGAAUCCUGGUGGAUGGAAGAACCUGCUCCUUCAGUGUAUUCAGGGAGUCAGCUGACCUCAUCCUCUGAACCUGGACCUGAGGAACUGCAGCGACGCAACAUCAUAGCACUAUAGCAACAGUUAGCUUAAAAUAAAGAAGUUAAAAAUGAUUAUCUAAAAAAAAAAACAAUUAGCAAAAACGUGGUUAGCUAAAAAGGUUUUUCCUCCUACUUCCUCUUUCUUUCCCUUUUCUCCUUCCUUUCCUUUUACUUACUUCCUCUUCCUCUUCCAUGUCUCCAGUGUGGAGGAGAUGUGUUGCUCAGUGCUGCCCCUGCUGGUCACUCUGCUACUCAGCGACAUCACUGCGUCAUGGGAAGAACGCGGGGUGGACUACAAAUAUGGUGGACAAGCUGAGCUACAAGACAAACAGCAUUUCUGCACCUGGAAGUGUCUGCAGUUCACUCUGCAGUGGCCCGGAGCUUUCUGUAAGUCUUUGAAGGAUGAGAUUCUCUGUAUUAUUCCUCCUGGUAUCGACAGCUGGACCAUCCAUGGCCUGUGGCCGAUGAAGGCGCACAGCUGCUGCAACUGUUGGCCGAUGUUCCCCUCGGACGUCCAGGAGCUGGAGGCUGAGCUCUCCCAACACUGGCCGUCGUUACUGAAGAUCAAAUCCAGCUUCAGGUUCUGGAAUGAAGAGUGGAGGAAACACGGGGCGUGUGCAGCUUGUGUCGAAGGCCUGAACUCUCCUCUGAGAUUCUUCCAGAUCUGCCUCAAACUACGAGCACGCUACGAUUUCCACCGGUUUAAUUUUUCCUGCAGGUUCCUGGAGGAGGCCGGGAUCACUCCGUCCUGUGAGCGGGUCUACAAGGCUGAGGAGGUGAACGAGGUCCUAGUUCCACAUCUCGGGGACCAAUACGAGAUCCAGUGCAUCACAGACGACCAGGGCAGGGAGGUCUGGUUCCAGGUCAAGGUCAAGUUGUCUCGUAACCUGACCAUCGGAUGUGAUCACCACGGCGACCCCAGCAGGGAUCCAGGUCCAGGACUGUCUGAGCCGUCUUCUGGACACCCCUGCCCCCCCCACGUCCCGGUCUACUACUACCCCAUCAACCACCAGCAGCCUCAGCGUCCCUGCGGUUAAUCAGGACCAGGAUUAAACAACACAAACGUGAUCCGGGACUUAAUUCAGGUUCCCUCUAGUCCAGUCUGGUCUUGUUUAGUCUAGUACAGUUUAAAUUGUUCUGGUUUAAGGUCUUAGUUGGUUUCACCCAGAGUGAAUCCAGUCUUUCUUCAGAUGUUUUUCAUUUUAAUUUUUGUGAAUUUAAACCGUGUUUUCUACGUUUAUCUCAAUAAAAACA
This is a messenger RNA of Mugil cephalus (flathead mullet), 1356 nucleotides long. RefSeq names its product ribonuclease T2, like (gene rnaset2l). Gene Ontology annotation, cellular component: extracellular region. The transcript has 8 exons. Bases 315 to 1139 code for a protein of 274 amino acids. Gene Ontology annotation, molecular function: RNA binding; ribonuclease T2 activity. Gene Ontology annotation, biological process: RNA catabolic process. The record is from RefSeq and is a predicted model, not a curated record. NCBI's taxonomy places the organism in Eukaryota, Metazoa, Chordata, Actinopteri, Mugiliformes, Mugilidae.